This is a messenger RNA of Diachasma alloeum, 2140 nucleotides long. RefSeq names its product zwei Ig domain protein zig-8. Gene Ontology annotation, cellular component: neuron projection membrane. Gene Ontology annotation, biological process: synapse organization. The transcript is spliced from 5 exons. Lineage: Eukaryota; Metazoa; Arthropoda; Insecta; Hymenoptera; Braconidae. Bases 1027 to 1926 code for a protein of 299 amino acids. The record is from RefSeq and is a predicted model, not a curated record.
CUGCCUCGGGGGCGAGACUCUGUGUUAUGGUUACUCGAAUAUAGCGUGACGCGAAUAUUUUUUACUUAAAAAAAAUUAAACCCGACGUAUCCAAAAUGUGAGACAAGGCUGGAGAGAUCAAUCGGAGUUGAAUGCGCGGCCAGCGGUGAGGAAAUGCUUCCAAUUAGUCCCGAGGAAUUAAUAAUGCCGGAAAUUGGCCAGGAGAGAGCCCGGAACCACCUGAGAAUGCCACAAACACAGAAACAAUAUGAUUAAGUGUCUCUGAGGAGGUUCUGUUCAAAUGUCGGCGGGCAAACGCGAAAUUUUCUUCCAAAUAGCAACUUGGCAACAGAAACCGGGUGACUGAUGUGCGUCGUCAUGACAGUAUCGCCGAGCUGUCACCAUCUUACACAAGCAGAAACACCAUCGAUUCCCCCCAUGUGGACGAUGCUAAACAUGAGAAAGCCUAAAUGAAACUGAAGACGAGUUGAUCGGUAAGCGUUCGGCGGAUCGUGCAGUUGUUCAACUCCACUCGGGUGAGGAUUGAUUAAUAAUCGCCACCGGCUACGAUCACCGGGUGCUCGCACUAAUGCUCAAUUCUCAUCAUGACGUGCAUUGAUUAACCGAUCGAGCUCGACUGAUGCGAGUAGUCUCAAAAGUGAAUGAAUUACGAAUAUCGGCGCUUCGAGCUUUGCUAUUUGUUGUUGACUUGACAUUAUCCCUGGUGAAUUAUUUUCUGAAACAAUCAGUGCGCAUCUACUGGAAUUGAUAUUGAUGCUGGGGCUAUGGGGCGGUGUCAGGAGUCAUUUGCUGACAUUGACGGGGUUGUUAUUACCUUAAUUACGGUUUUUCCGGUUGUUUUUUAGACGUGAUGUAUGACUAGUGGCUUCGCCGUUGUGCACGAGAAAUAAUGGUGUUUAUGUGUUGUGCUGGCGGGUCGAGCACGGGCCAGGAAAAGAGAGUUUGAAAGGGGGAUAUGUGCCGUUUGGACGGAAUUUAUGGAUUACCUGAAAUUUAGUGUUUAUACAGGGGAAAUAUAACACGGAAAUGGCUGUGCGAUGGCAAACGAGGUUGUCCAUUGUCGCCAUAUUCUUCAUGUGUUCUGAAGAUACAUUAAGCAUGGGUGAGGGUGUCAUGCAGAAGCCUGAUCACCACCCCAGUCAGGUUAGACCCCGACAGCAGAUGAUCGAUUAUUCGAUCAGUCAUAAGACGAUACUGGAGCCGACAUUUGACGUCACCCAGGCCACAAACGUCACAGCUCUCAUCGGGAAAACAGCUUAUCUAACUUGCAGAGUGCGGCAUCUCGGCAAUAAAACGGUGUCGUGGGUAAGGCUCAGAGAUAUUCAUAUUCUAACAACUGGAGCGUAUACCUACACGAGUGAUCAACGAUUUCAAGCAUUGCACAGACAAAUCAACGGUCACAAUAAUGAGUGGUCGGAGUGGACAUUAUGCAUAAAGUGGGCGCAAGAGCGGGAUGAAGGCAUCUACGACUGCCAAAUAUCCACUAUACCUCUCAAGUCACAUCAGUUUUACCUGAAUGUCGUUGUGCCAACAGCAACCAUACUAGGAGGCCCGGAAAUGUACGUCGGCACUGGUAGCACCAUUAACCUGACGUGCGCCAUUCGAUUCAGUUCGGAACCUCCAGCCUUCAUAUUCUGGUACUACGCCGACAAUGUACUGAGUUAUGACAGUCCUAGGGGCGGUGUCUCAGUAAUAACUGAAAAAGGUACAGGCGUUACUACGUCAUGGCUGCUCAUCCAGGCAGCUCAACUAUCGGACUCGGGAGAGUACAGUUGUAAGCCGAGCAAUGCUAAUAUUGCAUCCAUACGCGUACACGUUGUCAACGGCGAACGACCGGAAGCAAUGCAAACCGGAACUGCAGGACCUAUUUUAUCAUCAAGCUGUCUUUUGGUAUCGCUCAUAAUUUUGUACAUAUCCUCAGUGUGAAGUUUGUGGAACAAUUACAAAUAAUUGGAAAACACUGAAAGUGACAUUGAAAAUGAACAGUAUAACAUAAGAGCUAAAUAUGUUUGAAUUUGUGGAUAAAUAGCUUAUGUAAAAAGAAUUAAGUCGUGAUAUUAAAUAGCGGAUCGUCGACACUGAUGAUUAUUACUGACGAUAGGAAAACAUUGAGAAGAAAAUAAAUGAGAAUGUGAGUGAA